This is a messenger RNA of Pteropus alecto (black flying fox), 1398 nucleotides long. Its product is annotated as nuclear RNA export factor 2. The coding region runs from base 1 to 1398 and encodes 465 amino acids. The record is from RefSeq and is a predicted model, not a curated record. Gene Ontology annotation, cellular component: nucleus; cytoplasm. Gene Ontology annotation, molecular function: RNA binding; protein binding. NCBI's taxonomy places the organism in Eukaryota, Metazoa, Chordata, Mammalia, Chiroptera, Pteropodidae. The transcript has 16 exons. Gene Ontology annotation, biological process: poly(A)+ mRNA export from nucleus.
AUGCUCAGCCGUCUCUGUCAUGUGAAGGGCGUGAGCUACGACUUUGUGGAUCCAUGUCAGCAGCUCUGUGGCUCCUACCAUCGCAUGUUCCACUAUGUGAAAAAACGGGCCCUGUUCUUUGUCCAAGAUAUUAGCACCGCCUCUGCAUUGAUGGAUGUCAGCUACAAGAUUUAUGACCAGGAGAACCAAAAGAUACCUAUCUUUGUCAAUACUUCUGCUGUACCCUAUUCUGUGCGGGAUAAGUUGGAGCCAGAAGAAAUGGAGCAGUUAAAGCUGACCAUGAACAAACGGUAUGAUAUCUCCCAGAAAGCUCUUGACCUCCAGAUGCUCCGCUUUGACCCAGACUUGGUGGGCCUUAACAUUGAUAUUAUCCUGAAUCGAAGAAACUGCAUGGCUGCCACCCUGCAGAUCAUCGAAAAGAACUUCCCUGAGCUGUUAUCUUUGAACUUAUGCAACAACAAACUUUACCGGCUGGAUGGCCUGUCUGACCUUAUACAGAUGGCUCCCACAGUCAAGAACUUGAACCUCUCCAGAAAUGAGCUGAACUCUACCUGGGAGUUGAGAAAGAUGAAAGGGCUGAAGCUUGAAGAGCUCUGGCUGGAUGGGAACCCCUUGUGCAGCACUUUCCCAGACCAGUCCACCUACAUAUGUGCCAUCAGGGAUUGUUUCCCCAAGUUGUUACGCCUGGAUGGCCAGGCGUUACCUCCACCAAUUAUCAUUCACAUUGACAGACCCUACUUAAUAAAUUCCUGCAAGGAAAGCCACAAAACAUCUGAGACGCUGAAGAGUCUAGUCAUGCAAUUCCUGCAGCAAUAUUACUUGAUUUACGACUCUGGAGAUCGACAGGGUCUCUUGGGUGCUUAUCACGACAAAGCUUGCUUCUCCCUGACCAUACCCUUCAACCCUGAGGACCCAUCUCCAAGCAGCUUGUGCGACUACUUCAAGGAUAACAGGAAUAUGAAGAACCUCAAAGACCCCUACCUGCGGGUUCAGCUCCUGAAGCAUACAAAACAUGACAUUGUGUGCUCCCUCUGUGUGUUGCCCAAAACUCAGCAUGACCUCAGCUCCUUCGUGGUGGACAUGUGGUUCCCGACGGAAAGGAUGCUCUUCUUCUUUGUCAAUGGGGUGUUCAAGGAAGUGGAAGGAAGGUCUCAAGGUUCUGUGCGUGCCUUCUCUCGGACCUUCAUUGCUACACCUGCCAGCAGUUCCAGUCUAUGUGUCGUGAAUGAUGAGCUGUUUAUGAGGGAUGCCACCCCCAAGGAGACUCAGAGUUCAUUCUCUGUCCAUGUGCCCACAACCACCUCCAUCUUUGGGUCCACCUUCUCCCAAGAGCAGCAGAAAAUGGUGCAGGCUUUCUCCACUCAGUCUGGGAUGAAUGUCCAGUGGUCUCGGAAGUGA